Molecule: messenger RNA, 1655 nt
Organism: Tripterygium wilfordii
Lineage: Eukaryota; Viridiplantae; Streptophyta; Magnoliopsida; Celastrales; Celastraceae
Exons: 4
Coding region: 165-1655 (496 amino acids)
Source: RefSeq, a predicted model, not a curated record
UUACAUCAUUUGACGAUACAAAUGAGGCAGGUCUUGAGACGCAAAAGCAUCGUCUCGGGAAUCCGUUGUGGAAGAGUUGCUCCCGUGGACGUUUGUGGCCUUUUUCGGACGAUUAAGCUUCGAUUCACAAGAGAAAAGGAAGCCAUAACCAGACCAUCGACAAGAUGACAAAAGUUAGGUCACUGAAAAAGAAAGAAAGUGACAAAUCAUCGAAGAAGGAAACCUCAUCAAAAAAGGACAAUAGUAAGAAAACUUCAAAUCAGUAUAGAUCAAACUUGUUGGGGAUUCAGUCCCUAAUAAGUGGUCUUCAUUUUAGGAGGAGGCAUAAGAACAGUCUUCAGAAGACACCUUUUUGGUUUAUGUACAAAAGAUUUAUGAAGGAUGACCAUGUUGAAGUGAAAACAAGAAAGCAAGAACACGUGAUACGCGAUGUGGUUUCUACAUAUGAUGAGAGUAAAGGUUGUUUUGUGCUAGGGAAAAAGAGGAUCCAGCUAACUGAUAAUGACAUAACCCUUAUAUUUGGAGUGGUUUCUGGACCAAGAACCAUGAAGAUUGGCCGCAAUAAAAAACCAGUUGACGUACCCUUUGUUGACAGGAGAUUUGGGAACUCCAAAAAUCUGAAGUCCACAAAUAUAAAGGCUGCAAUACAACAAGCAUUGGAAGGUGAGGGUGACGAUGAUGCCGACGAUGUAGCUCGGUUGAUGAUGUUGCAUACAUGUCUAUCAUUAUUUUUCUCGACCAGGGCUGAUCAUAUCCCGUGGGCAUUCAUCAAGUUUGUUAAUGACUUGGAUAAUGUGAAGAUGUACAAUUGGUCAAAAGCAAUUUCAGACAAUCUGAUGGAUUCCAUAAAAAAAUACAAGAAAAGCCCUGAUAAAGUGGCAGGAUGCGUGACUGUGCUAUCGUAUUGGUUUUGUGAGCACACGAAUGUGUUUAACCCAGUUCAUUCCAGUAUGUUUCCAAGGUUCCUUAAAUGGGAUCUUAAAGGAUGGCCUAAUGAUUUUAAGACAAAACACAUAAGGUGCCUUCAUUUUGACCAGGUGAUUGAUUGUAAUUUGAUAAUGACUGAAAAGGAAAGAGCUGCAAUAGAUAGGCAACGUCUUGAUUCGGAAUCAGAAUCGGAGGACGAUAGUACAAGCAUUAGUUCAGAAUCUAAUCAAGUACCAAGUGCAUCCAGCAAUUCAUCUUCUUCUAACCAGAAUGUGAAUUCUCAACCCACAGAAGGAUCAAUCAGUGCAAUCACAAAGUUAAAUGAAGCUUUACUGACAAUUGAUCGCUUGGAAAAAGAGAGGGAUGAAGCAAAGCAAGAGAGUCAAAAGUUGAAACAUGAUAAUGUUGAGCACGAAAAACAAAUAGCGCAAAUGCAUGGUGAGUUGGAAGAAUUGAGGAAAUCUCUAUUGAGGGAAAAGGAAUUGAAAAAUAUGUUGAACUCAGAUAUAAAUUUUGCGAUUGAUUCGGACAACCAAUCGUAUGAAAACAAUGCAGCAGGUGUGGGUGAGAAAGAAGACGUGAUUAAAGUUGCUGAUAAUGAUUAUAGUAAAGCAUUGGUUAUAAGGGGAGACGUUUCGCCUAUACAAGCAAGCCAAGUUCGGAACAACCACACAAAAGUAUUCGUAUCUUCACUGGAAAUAAGUCCACAUCCUAAAAGUAUAGAAUGA